GGCUUGCCAGAGAGGAAUGCUGGGAAAAAGGCUGGCACGGAGGAGGAGGGCUCAGGUGGCCCGGCUCUAAGGAACAAAGACAGAGAGAGCAUUGGCCUGGCCAGGAGCAGUGAAGGCCCACAGCAGCCACCCAGAGGAACAAAUGUCACAGGUCGUGACUGAGAAGACCACAGAGGAGACCCGGCUGUGGAAUGGGGCUGUACUUGAUGCUUCGGGCCUCCAGGACAGCUUGUUCUCCCCUGAAAGUGACAACAGCCUGUACUUCACCUACAGUGGUCAGUCUAACACUCUGGAGGUCAGAGAUCUCACCUACCAGGUGAAUGUCGCCUCUCAGGUGCCUUGGUUUGAGCAGUUGGCUCAGUUCAAGAUACCUUGGAGGUCUCACAGCAGCAAAGACGCCUGUGAUCUGGGCAUUCAGAAUCUGAGCUUCAAAGUGAGGAGUGGGCAGAUGCUGGCCAUCAUAGGAAGCUCAGGCUGUGGGAGAGCCUCACUGCUAGACGUGAUCACAGGCAGAGACCACGGAGGCAAGAUGAAAUCAGGACAAAUCUGGAUCAACGGGCAGCCCAGCACGCCCCAGCUCAUGAGGAAGUGUGUGGCGCACGUGCGCCAGCAUGACCAGCUGCUCCCCAACCUGACUGUCCGAGAGACCCUGUCUUUCAUUGCCCAAAUACGCCUGCCCAGGAGCUUCUCUCAAGCCCAGCGAGACAAAAGGGUAGAGGAUGUGAUUGCGGAGCUGCGGCUGAGGCAGUGUGCCAACACCCGCGUGGGUAAUACAUACGUGCGUGGGGUGUCUGGGGGCGAGCGCCGGAGAGUGAGCAUCGGAGUGCAGCUUCUGUGGAACCCAGGAAUCCUCAUUCUGGAUGAACCCACUUCCGGCCUUGACAGCUUCACUGCCCACAACCUGGUGAGAACCUUGUCCCGCCUGGCCAAAGGCAACAGGCUGGUGCUCAUCUCCCUCCACCAGCCUCGCUCCGACAUCUUCAGGCUCUUUGACCUGGUUCUCUUGAUGACAUCUGGCACCCCUCUCUACCUGGGGGCUGCGCAGCACAUGGUGCAGUACUUCACGGAAAUUGGCUACCCUUGUCCUCGCUACAGCAACCCCGCUGACUUCUAUGUGGACUUGACUAGCAUUGACAGACGCAGCAAAGAACAGGAAAUGGCCACCAUGGAAAAGGCUCGGUCACUCGCAGCCUUGUUUCUAGAGAAAGUGCGAGGCUUCGAUGACUUUCUGUGGAAAGCAGAGACAAAGGAAGCGGACAUGGUUCCCUAUGCAGUCAGCCGGACCCUUCCACAGGACACGGACUGCAGGACCGCUGCUAGGAUGCCUGGGGUGAUGCAACAGUUCACCACCCUGAUCCGUCGUCAGAUUUCCAACGACUUCCGAGACCUGCCCACCCUGCUCAUCCAUGGGGCAGAAGCCUGCCUGAUGUCUCUCAUCAUUGGCUUCCUUUACUAUGGCCACGAUGCCAAGCCACUCUCCUUCACGGACACAUCAGCCCUCCUGUUCAUGAUAGGAGCUCUCAUCCCUUUCAAUGUCAUUCUGGAUGUCGUUUCCAAAUGUCAUUCGGAGCGGUCGAUGCUGUACUACGAGCUGGAAGAUGGGCUGUACACUGCUGGUCCAUACUUCUUCGCCAAGGUCCUAGGCGAGCUGCCUGAGCACUGUGCCUACGUCAUCAUCUAUGGGAUGCCCAUCUACUGGCUGACCAACCUGCGGCCGGUCCCCGAGCUCUUCCUUCUGCACUUCCUGCUGGUGUGGCUGGUGGUCUUCUGCUGCAGGGCCAUGGCUCUGGCUGCCUCUGCGUUGCUACCUACCUUCCACAUGUCCUCCUUCUUCUGCAACGCUCUCUACAACUCCUUCUACCUCACCGCGGGCUUCAUGAUAAACCUGGGGAACAUGUGGGCAGUACCCGCGUGGAUUUCCAACCUGUCUUUCCUCCACUGGUGCUUUGCCGGGCUGAUGCAGAUUCAAUUCAACGGCUACCCUUACACAGUGCAGAUCGGCAACCUCACCCUCUCGGUCCCCGGAGACAAGAUGGUCACGACCAUGGACCUGAACUCACACCCGCUCUAUGCUAUCUACCUCAUCGUCAUCGGCAUCAGCUGUGGCUUCCUGUUCCUGUACUAUCUGUCCUUGAAGUUCAUCAAACAGAAGUCCAUUCAAGACUGGUGAUGCUCACCCAGGCUUGCUCCCGCUGGCGGGACCCUUCUCCCUGGGCUUGCUGCCUCCUGCGGAGCCCACUGAGGACAAAGAUGACACAGAUCUCCGCAGCAGCCGCCCCUUGGCGCUGCAGUGGCACAGGUCAGCCACAGGAUGGCAGUAGAAUAAAGACAGUUGAAAGGGAUUUCUGAUCACGGGCCUGGGCUUGUGAUGGGAGGAAAAAAAAAAAAAACACCAAAAAACAGGGACUUGAUGGCACCUGCAAUGUUACUCAUUUAUUUCCGUUGGUUAUAUCUUUAUACAAGCAACCCAGUAUGGACUGGGAACCAGCUAGAUAUAAGUUGAGUAGCCAGACUAUGCAGAAAUUUCUGGAACCAAGAGAUAAUGGUGGUUUUACAGCAAAAUGUUCAGCUUUAUCCGUCCGUCACCAUCUUUAUCUCUCAGCUUAUCACAUCCCGUGUGAGAGCACUCCCAAUGCUGAUGGUGACCUAAAACAGACUAGUGAAAUGUCACCUCUUAUCUCUGUAGGGAGCCAUAGACUAGGGGAUUACUGGGCAUCUACUCCAUGGUAGCUAUGGUAUAAAGCAUGGCGUGUGGCUAUUGUCAUGUGUCCUCAGAACCCCCCCCCAAGCACCCUGUUUUACUGAGGUCACUAAGGCAAACGCAGAUAAAGUCGGCUCAGCUUACACAGCUGCUUUGUGGUGGAAUUAAAAAGAUCUUCUGGCCUUUGGUAGUGAGAAAGCAAAAGAUCAGGCCUGAGAUACCAGCCUUGGGGUUCCAGGGGCCUCUAGGAACAGUCUAUAGAGGUUGUGUCUGUCCAGCCAGGCCUCAGCCCUACAUCCCACUGUCUGGGUCUCAGGAUUAGCCUUGAACCGUCUGGAGAACAGGUUGCUUGCAUGCCCAGAUUAUAUGCUUUGUGCCAUCCGAUUCAAAGCAUAGAGAUGGGAGGGGGUUGUUCCCAGAGGAAGACUAGAGGCUGGCCCUGGAACAGUGAGGAGGGUAUUUGGGGCCAAGAGAGAUGUCCUUCAGCGGUUCCCCAGAUCCUGACUAUGUCUGGUGUGGUCCCUGGGCAGAUGAACUAGGCAGAAUCCCAGGGCUUCCCAGACUCAUGGGCUCAGCAUCCGUGUGUUCAGACUAUCCCAGCGUGAGCAGCAACGAUCCUUCCGGCCCCCGCUAGACUCAGGAAGUUCACACAGUCCCGUUGUAACCAUUCGGUGCACAGAUGCCACUCAAGAUCCAGAAAGGGACCCCAGUGUCCCCCUCAUCCAGAACGGAGUUGAGGACACUGUCUGAUUGCCCCAUCUCUGGUUUCUUUUGGUCUGGAAAGCUCCUCAAUAUGCCUGACUGUAGGGUAGCUUUCAAUUUCGGUUAUCUGGUGUAUUUCACAAGGCUGGACACCUUUGGUCAGAAUAUCCAAAAAUAACAUUUGUUUAUUUUCCUCCUGUAAUAUGUCCCAUCAAGCAGCAUGGUCUCUGCUUGUUGCUUGCGGGUGUCACUUUGAUUGCUUGAUGGAAACAUGUCUGUCGGACUCCUACACAUUGACUGUUCCCUCCUUUCAUAAUGAAUAAAUCUUUUGAAUGUCA
This is a messenger RNA of Mesocricetus auratus (golden hamster), 3741 nucleotides long. It is a transcript of the gene Abcg8, whose product is annotated as ATP binding cassette subfamily G member 8. The transcript is spliced from 13 exons. Gene Ontology annotation, cellular component: plasma membrane. The record is from RefSeq and is a predicted model, not a curated record. Lineage: Eukaryota; Metazoa; Chordata; Mammalia; Rodentia; Cricetidae. Gene Ontology annotation, biological process: cholesterol homeostasis. Bases 143 to 2170 code for a protein of 675 amino acids. Gene Ontology annotation, molecular function: ATP binding; ATP hydrolysis activity; ABC-type transporter activity.